Penicillium psychrosexuale is the source of this 1206-nucleotide messenger RNA. RefSeq names its product DUF3237 domain-containing protein. The coding region runs from base 1 to 1206 and encodes 401 amino acids. NCBI's taxonomy places the organism in Eukaryota, Fungi, Ascomycota, Eurotiomycetes, Eurotiales, Aspergillaceae. The transcript has 5 exons. The record is from RefSeq and is a predicted model, not a curated record.
AUGGGUCGUACCGUCGACCAGGAGGUACACGCGGCGUUUGUCGAGUUUCGCGCCAAGGAAGAUGACAAGUGUCUCUCCGUUCAGUGUAUAUACUGCCAACAAAUUCGAGCAAAGAACACUUCGCGACAGAAACAACAUCUCCUUGAAUGUCCCGGUCUGCGCGGUCACCCCAACGCGCCUCAGCCUUCCCAGGCCGCCCAGGCCGCCCCUAACGGAAUCGGUCCCCCCAAUGGCUACCCCGGCACUCCCAAUGGCCCAACCGCAACCUCGACAGGACCAACUGGUCCUGGUACUAUCCCAACUCCCAAUGGCAACAUCAUGACCAAUGGUGUCAACCCUCAUGCUACUCCGUUGCAGACCCCGUUGGGGGCCCUCCAGAACCGCGCCGCAAUGGCGACCCCGGUUGCGCCUACCGGUGCUCCGUCUGCACCGCCAAGCGCCGUGCCCUCGCGCCCGACUCCCAAGCCAAAGACCAAGACAGCAAGCUCGAGCUUGCCCGCGCCCCCACUAGACGAUGUGCACGCAGCUUUCGUUGAGUUCCGCGCAAAGGAAGAAGACAAGUGCCUGUCCGUUCAAUGCAUUUACUGCCAGCAAGUUCGCGCGAAGAACACUAGUCGCCAGCGCCAGCAUCUGCUCGAAUGCCCUACCUAUCUCAGCGUGAUGAAGGACUCGAUCCCCGCCAACAAUCUGCUCCACACAUUCCCUGAGGGCGAUGUCGCCCGAUCACUUCAGAUCCCCGCGCCAUCGCUGGAGCUGGAUUUCCGCAUGAGCAUCAAAAUGAACCCCAAGGUGUCUGUUGGCCCCAGCGUGUGGGGCCAACGAGAGUGGGUUUCGUUCAUCGGCGGCCAAUGGGCCGGUCGAUGGGGUAAGGGUGUUGUUCUGCCCGGUGGUCAAGAUACACAGAUUGUGACCAAGGAUUCCACUACCAACCUUCGUGCGAGUUAUAUCCUCCAGACUGUCGAUGAGCCACCUGCAUUCAUCAUUGUGCGCACAGAAGGAUGGUUGACAGGCGCCAAGGAUGUUCUCGAGAAGGUCAUCGAUGCCAACAUGGCCGAUGGUGUCAAUCCCGGCAGCUAUAAGUACCGGGUCAAUUUGUCCAUGGAGACGGGCGAUGAGCGAUACACAUUCUUGAACACUUUGAUGUGGAUCGGCAGCGGUUGCCGCAGGGGUCAGGAAGUCAUCUUCGACUCGUUCCGUGUCAACUAG